This is a messenger RNA of Cutaneotrichosporon cavernicola, 1815 nucleotides long. RefSeq lists its product as uncharacterized. Lineage: Eukaryota; Fungi; Basidiomycota; Tremellomycetes; Trichosporonales; Trichosporonaceae. The transcript has 4 exons. Gene Ontology annotation, cellular component: signal recognition particle, endoplasmic reticulum targeting. The record is from RefSeq and is a predicted model, not a curated record. Gene Ontology annotation, biological process: SRP-dependent cotranslational protein targeting to membrane. Gene Ontology annotation, molecular function: signal recognition particle binding; endoplasmic reticulum signal sequence receptor activity; 7S RNA binding. Bases 1 to 1815 code for a protein of 604 amino acids.
AUGACCGACGUCUCGUUCAAAGCGCUCAACCUCCUCAGCCGGGAGCGGGCUGUGUACGGGCUCCGGAAUGGCGAUUAUGAGCGAUACCGCCACCACUGCGCUAACAAGAUCCACCGCCUGCGUCAAGUUACAGGACUAACUAAUGGCAAGGGAAAGCAGUUCAAGAAGGCGCCGGCUGUGACGGCUGAGACGGUGACUGAUGUCCGCCACCUCCACCUCGUCCUCUUCUCCGCCGAGCGCGCUCUCACCUACUCGCACGAGCUCAAGGCGCUCGCGGGCAAGCCCAACGCACCCUCGUCAGCCCGCCGCGAACAGAUCUCGUGGCUGCGCCGCGCACUCAAGCUCGCCUCGUCGCUGCACGACACUGCGAAUACUCUUGCGACCUCGGACCGCCUGAACCAGCGCACGCUCGCGGAACUCACGAUCUACCACCUCAGCGUGCGCGCCGAGCUGUCGUUCGAGCGGGGCGCCUAUGCCGAGGUCCUUUCCGAGCUCGCCGCCCGUCGCCGCUUGCUCGACACGCUUGCCAGUGCCGCGCGUGACUCGUAUGACCAGGCUCUCGCGACCGAGUUCAUCGACGCGUACGACCCACUCAUCCGCUUCAGCGCGUACAAGCUCGGCCGUGCCGAGUCGCACGACAUUGACGGUGUCGUCGCGGACAUCGACGUCGACAUGAUGGAGGAGGCAUCGCCGGGACUCGGCAGGCUCGUCGAGUCGCUCCGUGCUGAGACGGGUGCGGCUGAGCUCGAGGCCGGCCGCCGCACGCUGGCCGACGUCGAGUUCGCCGGCGACAGGGUCGAGUUCCGUAGCGCCGAGCUCGUCGCGGCUAUGAUCAAGGUCCAGGAGGCUCUUGGUCGCCUCACCAAGGGAUCUGGUAAGGCCAUUGGCCGUGGAGGCAUGAAGGGAUGGGACCGCGUUCUCGGUGUCCUCGGCGAGGCUGAGGGUACUGCACGCCACCUCCUCGACGACCACGAGGCGACGGCCAGCAGCACGCUGCGGUCGACCCGCACGACACAGAGUCUGUCGUUCGCACAUCAGUACAUUGUGUUCCUGCUCCUGACCCACCGUAUCCGCCGCGACCUCCUGCUCGUCGACACGAUCGCGUCCUCGCCGAGCAGCUUACCGGCCGACGCGACGGUAUUCAAGGUGCCCGGCGGGCGCGCUAAGCUCGAGGAGGCCGUCAAGGGCCUCGCCGCUGUUAUCAAGCUAUAUGACACGGUGCUGCAGUCGCUGUCGCAAGCGCGCUCUCUCGCUAUCGUGGAAGAGAAGGACGGCGUGCGUCGCGCGGCCGAAGCCGCCGAGGCCUAUUUCACUGCCACGCGCUGCUACAACCUCGCACGCCUGCACUGCGUGCACCCAACGCCGUCGUAUGCAUCGGCCGUGCAGCUCCUGGAGCGUGCGGCUCGGAACGUCGCUAGCGCGCGCGAGGCACUCAAGGAGGGCGGACUGGCGGAGGAGAUUGUCCCCCUGUCCAAGGAGCAGGUGGACGCGCUGGGCGAGAGCGUCGACGCACUUGCGCUUGCGGCCAAGCGCGCUCUGUUCGCACACACCGUCACCAAGCCUGUGUUCUACGACUCGGCGUUCAACUACGUCGACCUGCCGAUGGAGGAGUUACUCGACAAUGCUGGUAAGGGCCUGCCGAAGCUCGCGCCAGCUCCCAUUCCCAUCGCGGCACCAGUGCCCGCCAAGGUGACGCCAUCGUCGCCUGUCAGAGAAAAGCGCGAGGCGACGCCACAGCCCGCCUUCAAGGAAGAGGAGGAGGUGCCGGCGGGCAAGAAGGGCGGCUGGCUCGGGGGUUGGUUUGGCCGUAGCUAG